Messenger RNA from Purpureocillium takamizusanense, 2205 nucleotides. RefSeq names its product Beta-N-acetylhexosaminidase. The coding region runs from base 1 to 2139 and encodes 712 amino acids. The transcript is spliced from 3 exons. Gene Ontology annotation, biological process: carbohydrate metabolic process. Lineage: Eukaryota; Fungi; Ascomycota; Sordariomycetes; Hypocreales; Ophiocordycipitaceae. The record is from RefSeq and is a predicted model, not a curated record. Gene Ontology annotation, molecular function: beta-N-acetylhexosaminidase activity.
AUGAGAGCAAGUCUGGCUGCCGGCUUGAUUGCCAUCACGAGCGUCGUGAAUGGAUGCUUCCUCACGAUCCCGACCAUACCGUUCAACUGCAAGCACGGACAGUUCUCUCUCCAGCACGUCAAGAGCAUAGUCCUCGACGCCCGCCAUGCUCAGGCGGUCGACAAGACGGGCCAGACGCUCAUCCCCCCCACGCUUGAAGACUUCACCCGCACCUUCAAGGAAGAUCUCAAGUCAAGCCUCGGGAUAGACGUGCCCGUGGUUCGAGACACUCGACCGGCGCCCAACUCCAUCUUCGUGACCAUCGAUGACGACGGCUCUCAGUUCAAGGACGCGGCCGGGCGCCAUACGGCCGAGGGCUACCGACUGUCUGUCAACGCCGACGGCAUCACCAUCGCGGGCGCGAGUGCCUUGGGUGCCUGGUGGGGGACGCGCUCCGUCCUGCAGACCGCAGCUCUCAACGACAAGAAUGUCGCCCACGGGGAGGGCGUUGACGCGCCCGGAUGGGCCUACCGGGGCAUCAUGCUCGACGGCGGGCGUCACUUCUACCCGCCAGACUUCAUCGUGGAAAUGUGCGCGUACCUGUCCUUCUUCAAGCAAAACACCCUGCAGCUGCACAUGAGCGACAACCUCAACAACUACCCGCAGCGGUACUCGCGCGAGCGAACGAUGAGCCUCUACUCGGCGUUCCGUCCGUGGUCCGACGACCCGGCCGUGGCGGGACUCAACGACCGCCGCAACGAGUCGUACACGCGCGACGAGCUCGACGACCUGCAGCGGCGGUGCGCGCGGCGCGGCGUCACCGUCGUGCCUGAGAUUGAGGCCCCCGGCCAUGCUUUGGCCAUUGUCAAGUGGCGCAACCAGAUAGGCCUCGAGGACCUUAGCAUGCUCAACAUUACGCACCCGGACACGAUCCCCACGAUGAAGACCAUCUGGAAGACGUUUCUGCCGUGGUUUCACUCCAAGGUGGUGCAUAUUGGGGCUGACGAAUACGACGAGGCCCUUGUCGCCGAUUAUACGUACUUUGUCAACGAGAUGGCAUCCUUCAUCAAGGAGGAGUCGGGCAAGGACAUGCGCAUCUGGGGCACCUUUACGCCCAAGCAGGGCGCCAACGUCUCCAAGGACGUCGUCAUCCAACACUGGUCGUCACGCAUGGACAACGCGCUUUUCGACUUCGUCAACAACGGAUACCAGGUGCUCAACGCCGACAACUCCUUCUACGUCGUCAACAAGUAUUCGGCGUCCUACCCGCCGCCGCUGAAAAAGUCCCAGGCAUUCAAGGGCGGCAACCCCGCGACGGGGGGGCCCUUCUCGCCAAACAUCUUUGACGUCAAAAACGCAACCAACAACCCGCCGAGGGACAGCGCCGCCGUGCAGGGACAUCUCGUCGCUCUCUGGAACGACUGGGGCCCCAACGGCACUACGGUGCUCGAGGCGUACAGGACGUUGCGCGAUGUCCCCGCACUGGGCGACAAGCAGUGGGGGGGGGAGUUGACAGAAGACCAGUACGAUGGCAUCAUCGAUGCUCUACGCGCGGUCGUUCCGGGUCAGAAUCUCGAAAGAACGGUCCCCUCAAAGACUGACGUCGUCUUGGACUACCGCUUUUCCAACUGCGGAAAGGACUCUACCUUUGUCAGGGACCGAUCGGGCAACGAUUACCACGGCCGUAUACACGGCGAGGGCUGCAAGAUCAACGGCUCGACACUCUCCUUCUCGGGCAGAUGUCACAUCGAGACCCCGCUCAAGAGCAAGGGCAGAGACUACACGCUGUCAUUCUCCGUCAAGCCAAGCAGCGCCAACAAAGAGGGCACCCUCUUCACCGGACCGGACUCGACGCUUCUCUCCGCCUCGGCCGACGCGGCGGGUAACGUCACCAUGGUCAGCGGCGGUGAACAUUACGCACUCAACUAUAGUCUCCCCGUAGAUACCUGGACGAGCGUUAGCCUCGUAGGCAAAGGCAAUCGGACCUUUUUAUCCGUCUUGUCAGGUCGCGAGCCGCAGAAGAUGGAGUUCCUGACCCGGCUGGGCAUAUGGGGCCAGCGGUUCGUCUGGGCGCCCAUGGCGUUUGAGGCGCCGCUGGCACGCAUCGGGGAGGGGUUCGUUGGUGAGAUGAGAAACAUUACUCUACGUAGCAGCGCGUAGGAUGUUUGCUUCGUGCAUGUUGGGUGCUACAACGAGAUGACACUGGCGACGACGGUGUGCCCGGGA